Messenger RNA from Pyricularia oryzae 70-15, 1781 nucleotides. RefSeq names its product short-chain specific acyl-CoA dehydrogenase. Gene Ontology annotation, molecular function: flavin adenine dinucleotide binding; acyl-CoA dehydrogenase activity. The transcript has 3 exons. NCBI's taxonomy places the organism in Eukaryota, Fungi, Ascomycota, Sordariomycetes, Magnaporthales, Pyriculariaceae. Gene Ontology annotation, cellular component: mitochondrion. Bases 311 to 1648 code for a protein of 445 amino acids. The record is from RefSeq and is a predicted model, not a curated record.
GAACUCCCCUGUUCUCUGGCUAGCCUCGGCUGAAGAUCUGCAAGUCAGCCAAGGCCGCCGCUUCCACCUCGUCGGUGCGGGCGGACCUAAGACGAACUGGCGUUCAGUCUCGACUUGUAGUCUGCAUCGAUCAACCUGCAACGAAUUUCUUUAGAUCUGGCAACUAAGGGCAGAAGCUAAUUUCUUCGUUGUUUUAUUUCUCAUUCCGCAUCUGACCUCCAUUCACCCAGUCAUCGAUAAUUUGGGUUUACUGCGUAUCAUCAAAGUAUUGUUCGAUUGUGCAGGCUCACCUACUUACUUUGCUCACACCAUGUCGUCUAUUGCUCGAGUUGUUCGUCCGGCGGCGAUCCGGAGGAGCCAGGCUGCCGCCUUUGCUGCUCUGUCCGCCUCGAGAAGGAGAUGUGUUGCUCCAGCCGUCCCUAGCAUGCAGCGUCUCGCCCGUACCUUCUCCAGCAGCCCCGCCCGCCGCUUCGACCUCCAUGACCUCACACCAACACCCAUCACGCACCUUUCCGAGACCGAGGCGGCAAUGCAGGAGGCGGUUUCCAAGUUCGCCAAUGACGUCGUUCUCCCCAAGGUGCGCGAUAUGGACGAGGCCGAGACGAUGGACCCCUCACUUGUCGAGCAGCUGUUUGAGCAGGGCUUGAUGGGUGUCGAAAUCCCCGAGGAGUACGGCGGCGCCGGGAUGAACUUUACUUCUGCCAUUGUUGGAAUCGAGGAGCUGGCACGUGUUGACCCCUCCGUGUCCGUCUUGGUCGACGUACACAACACACUCGUCAACACGGCAAUCAUCAAGUGGGGCUCUGCUGAGCUCAAGAAGCGUUUCCUCCCCCGCCUGGCCACCGAGACUGUUGGAUCCUUCUGUCUGAGCGAGCCGGUGAGUGGGUCGGACGCGUUUGCGCUCGCGACCAAGGCUACCGAGACAAGUGAUGGAUUCAAGAUCUCGGGCAGCAAGAUGUGGAUUACCAACUCGAUGGAGGCAGACUUCUUUAUUGUUUUCGCAAACCUGAACCCUGACAAAGGCUACAAGGGUAUCACGGCUUUCAUAGUAGAAAAAGGCACCAAAGGCUUCAGCAUCGCCAAGAAAGAGAAGAAGUUGGGCAUCCGAGCAAGCAGUACUUGUGUGAUCAACUUUGAUGACGUCGAGAUCCCCAAGGAGAACUUGCUGGGUGAGAGGGGUGCCGGCUACAAGUAUGCCAUAGGACUGCUGAACGAGGGCAGGAUAGGUAUUGCUGCGCAGAUGACUGGCCUUGCUUUGGGUGCUUGGGAAAAUGCGGCAAGGUACUGCUACAAUGACCGUAAGCAGUUCGGUCAGUUCAUUGGAGAGUUCCAAGGCAUGCAGCACCAAAUGGCGCAGUCCUAUGUGGAGAUUGCCGCAGCGCGGGCGCUGGUGUACAACGCUGCGCGCAAGAAGGAGGCUGGCGAGGACUUUGUUCGCGACGCCGCGAUGGCCAAGUUAUACGCGUCUCAGGUUGCAGGUCGCGUCAGCGGCCUGGCUGUUGAAUGGAUGGGCGGUAUGGGUUUCGUGCGCGAGGGACUGGCGGAGAAGUUCUUCCGCGACAGCAAGAUCGGCGCCAUCUACGAGGGAACGAGCAAUAUCCAGCUCAACACUAUUGCGAAGUCUUUGCAGAAGGAGUACACCUCGUAGGUCAAUGGCACUGAUUAGUUGGAGGUGGGGUGGCAGAGUUCUUCGUGAGUCCAAAGUGUGUUUUACCAUACCAUUAAACUAGAUCUACUGUAGAUGCCAAAAUCUCAGUUUCCAUGUUGGAACUUUUCCCUCC